This is a messenger RNA of Cydia pomonella (codling moth), 1720 nucleotides long. RefSeq names its product chromobox protein homolog 1-like (gene Hp1b-l). Gene Ontology annotation, molecular function: chromatin binding. Gene Ontology annotation, cellular component: nucleus; pericentric heterochromatin. The coding region runs from base 93 to 659 and encodes 188 amino acids. Gene Ontology annotation, biological process: chromatin organization; negative regulation of transcription by RNA polymerase II. Lineage: Eukaryota; Metazoa; Arthropoda; Insecta; Lepidoptera; Tortricidae. The transcript has 8 exons. The record is from RefSeq and is a predicted model, not a curated record.
UAGCCUUCUGUCAGUUUCAAGCCGCACUGUGUGCACGACGCCGGGUUUUUGGAUUUCUAGAUUGCGAUACUUUGAUUCAUUUUCAGAUAAACAUGUCUGAGAAGAAAAAGGAAGGUAGCGAGGCUGAGCCUGAAGAAGAAUUCUCUGUGGAGAAAGUUCUUGACAGAAGGGUUCGGAAUGGAAAAGUGGAGUACUUCCUAAAAUGGAAGGGAUACAGUGACGCGGACAAUACAUGGGAGCCGGAAGAGAAUCUCGACUGUCCAGAUCUUAUCCAAGCUUUUGAAGAGGCUAGGAAAAAAAAAGAAGCUGCUGGCCCAGGAAUAGGACAAUCUGAGGGCAAAACUGCAAAGGUGGAUAAAGAUGUGAAGAAACGCAAGUCUACUGCAGCAACGCCAGACCUCAAAGGUGCUAAAAAGUCCAAGAGUGAUGACAAGAAAGCAUCUGGCUUUGACCGUGGUCUCGAGCCAGAGAAGAUUAUUGGAGCAACAGACAGCAGUGGAGAGCUGAUGUUCCUGAUGAAAUGGCAAGGCACGGACGAAGCGGACCUCGUGCCGGCCAAGCAGGCCAACGUGAGGUGCCCGCAGGUCGUCAUCCAGUUCUACGAGGAGAGGCUCACCUGGCACACGCCGGCGCCUGAUGAUGCCAACAACGAUGACUAGAUUUAACUGCUGGAAGGUUGUGGAGGUGAAAAUAUUCCAUUACUGUGGUACCGAAACAGUGUUUAGUUUUAUUCUGAUUCAUUUAAACUGUUCAUGCAAAAUAUACCUCGUUGGUUGGGAAUGAUACGUUAUUGGUAUUGUUAUUCAUUUUCGAAAAUGGUUCUUAUAAACAACCGAUGAAUUAUCUUUUUGCUUGAGAAAGUUAUGCCCAUUCUUAGAAUCUAUUAUGAAAUGUAUCAUAAGGGCUCACAGCGUUGCUGUCCUAUUGUGUAAAUGGAUCAAACGCUGGACAAACUGUGGACAAUACAAUACUAGCUAACGACUCUGGUACAUACAUGGUGUUUAUUUAGUCACCUGCAAUAAUUUACAGGCUGAAUAUAAGUGACUAAAGAAACAUCAUGUAUAUAUCCCGUUUAUCUUAUUGUCUCUAGUCCCAAACAAAAAUAUCCUACUUGUAAGGGCCCUCCCUUAACUUUGCCAUAUCUACAGGAAAGACGCAAAUAAGUUAAGCAUACUAUAAAAUGUGUAUGAUCCAUAUGCCCAAUUUGGGUAGUAUCCGUUAUUUUAUAAAACUGAUUCUAUUGAAAUACAUAUAUAAAUCCGUGUUACUUUUACUCUCAAAAAUAGAUUCUACACAACUCUUUUCCAAUCCAUAUUUUUGAGUGUGCUUGUAGCACAGAUGUUUUUGGGUCAUUAUGGUUAAACUUCAUUUGCAUAACCUGUAUUCAAUUUGUAAUACUUACUGGUACAUUUAAUGUAUGUUGAUUACAUUAUGUACAUGAACGAGUUGUGAAAUACGCUGGUAAUAGACAUGUUUAAAAUGAAAGUAAACUUAAGAAUGUUUCUGGAUUUGUGGAUUUACGCAAAAAGUUAUGUGGAUAUAGAUUAAGAAUCAAUCAUAAGCAAAUGAACUGAAAAUAAUUUCGUUAAAAAUUUCAAACUAAAUAAUUUUUUAUCCUAUGACUUGUUUGCUACCCAUUGAGAAGGAUACAGUUCAUUUUGUCUUAUCUUCUAAUUAAAGAUACUAGGUUAAGUGACCAGGCAAUAAAAGUGUUUGCCAA